AGUUUUGCUUGCUGUUUUAGGAAGCGGCCUCAGCCCCCAGUCCUUCCACAAAUGAGCCUCUCAUCGAUGUCGAUGACCUGGAGGAAUUUGCCAUAAGACCUGCUCCACAGGGUGUCACUGUCAAAUGCAGAAUCACAAGAGACAAGAAGGGAAUGGACAGAGGGAUGUACCCUACUUAUUACCUCCACUUGGAAAGGGAGCAUGGUAAAAAGGUGUUUCUGUUGGCUGGAAGGAAACGAAAGAAGAGUAAAACCUCUAAUUACCUCAUCUCCAUAGACCCAACUGACCUGUCUCGGGGUGGAGAGAGUUUUAUUGGAAAACUGAGAUCAAAUCUUAUGGGAACUAAGUUUACAGUUUAUGACAAUGGAGUAAAUCCAAUGAAAACAACAUCAAGCCUGGAGGCGAGUACCCUGCGUCAGGAGCUAGCUGCUAUUUGUUAUGUAAGUACUGCUCACAGGCAAAAGAUGCAAGAAAGGGCAAUUCAGUUUCUGAAAUAGCACACUGAAUUUCCU
Molecule: messenger RNA, 512 nt
Organism: Calidris pugnax (ruff)
Lineage: Eukaryota; Metazoa; Chordata; Aves; Charadriiformes; Scolopacidae
Product: tubby protein homolog
Exons: 3
Coding region: 153-497 (114 amino acids)
Biological process (GO): protein localization to cilium
Cellular component (GO): cilium
Source: RefSeq, a predicted model, not a curated record